This is a messenger RNA of Camelina sativa (false flax), 1412 nucleotides long. NCBI's taxonomy places the organism in Eukaryota, Viridiplantae, Streptophyta, Magnoliopsida, Brassicales, Brassicaceae. The record is from RefSeq and is a predicted model, not a curated record.
GAGAAGAAAUAAACCGGGUUUUGGUUUUUGGCUAAUUGAAUAAAACCACAAUUCCUGUGAAAGAGUCUUCACUCUUCUUCACUCUAUUACCCUAAUCUAGUCUCGAUGUCAAACCUCGCCGUCUCUAAUGGCGGCGAACCACCGCGAAAAACCAACCAGACACCGCCGGCAUCGUUUUCGUCGCUUCCAUUCGACAUCGUGUUGAACGUCUUAGCCCGCGUCCCAAGAAGGCAUUACCCGAUCCUCCGUUGCGUAUGCAAGAGCUUGAGGAGUCUACUUCGCUCGCCUGAGAUCCACAAGACUCGAUCUUUCCUCGGAAAGGAUUCGCUUUAUAUAUGCUUCAUGGACAAAUCUACAGACCCCAGGACUCCUCGCUGGUUCGCUCUCCGCAGGAUUGAGAACAGUACGACUGAUGAGAAUGUCUUCAACUCCAUCGAGUUCCCUUGUGGUUACUCUCUUUCCACCAUCGCGGUUGGUCGUGAGAUUUUCGUCAUUCCCGGAACUCAUAUUCGCUCAACAAAUCUCCAGAUCUUUGAUACACAAUCUGGAAAGGUUCGUGAAGGACCUAGUUUGCUAGUGAAGCGACAAUCCAAUAGCGUAGAACUAGUCGGCGGUAAGAUGUAUGUGAUCGGAGGCCACAGAGAAGACAAGAUUCCAGCGCAAGUAUUUGACUUAAAGACGCAAACUUGGGAAGAAGCGCCGAUUCCUGAGGAAGAUGGGAGAUUUGUAUGGAGCUGUGCGGCAAGUUUUUCACUAGACAGGAAGGUUUGUGCUUUAAUCUCUGGUCGAGGCAUGACUUGUUACGAUCCUAGAGAUGGUUCUUGUGAGACACCUCAGUUGCCUAAAGACAGAUGGUGGAAGGCAGGAGUGUGUGUUAUAGACAAUGUGCUCUUCGUUUACUUCUUGAGAUUCGGGUUAAUGUGGUAUGACUCUCAACUGAUGCUGUGGAGGGUGGUUUAUGGUUUGGAUAUUGGCACAGAUAUUGGCAAAGCUGGAUGCGUUACAAUGGCUGAAUACUAUGGGAAGUUGGCUUUUCUAUGGGUGAAUCGAAGUCUUCUUUGUCCUAAAAGCAAAGAGAUUUGGUGUAGAAUGAUUGGUUUGGAUAGAAAUGAUUCAGGAAUUCAUGGGACUGCAGAACCGUCUCAACUUCUCUCGAUUGUUCCUCGCGACUAUAACAUGUGUUGUUGUCUGUCUCUUGGUUAAACACGAGAUCUCUUGUUGAUGAUAGAUGAUGAUGUUUAAGUACUUUCUUUAGUAAAUGAUGAUGUUUUAGUGCUUUCUAUGAGCUUUUUAGUCAUUAUGUUUAAUAUCAGUACAAUGUGUUUUCAAGGUUAUGAAUGUGUUUAGUACUUUCAACUCUCGAUUUAGUCAUUUGUUGUUGCGGUUUGAGCAUCUUGCUCUGUUCCACCUAA